GGCAGAGAGAGAGAGGGAAAGCAGAGGGACUGAGAUGGGAAGGCAGAAUAGAGGUACAGGGCUAUGAUGAAAGAGUGCAGUUGGAGGCUAAUCUCCAGGAUUUCUUUUUCCCAGCAACUACCCCCCACUUCACACACACACAUUUUGAUCUUCAGAUCUGGAUUUUACCCCUGUGGCUCAAUCCGAGAACAGCACGAGCAACACUCGGGAAAGAGGGAGAGGAAGGGAGUGUAAGGGAGAGAGAGAGGAAGAGCGUGAGACUGAGCGAGAGGAAGGGAGUGUACGCGAGAGAAAGAGAGCGAGCUCCAGAGUGUGAGCAGGACGUUCCAGCCUGCCUGUGUGAGUGGGGCUCUGGGUAAAACCAUUAGAGAUGCAGGUUUAAUUUGAUUGGGUGGGAUAGGGAGAGGAACUGAGAGAGCGCACUGCUCCGUUCUCCUCCACUGCACUCCUGUGAUCUAUCAUUCCUCUCUUCCUCCUCAUCGAGGGGGUGAAAACCCCAGGUUCGUCCGUCGCCAUGGGAGACCGAGGCACCCGAGUCUUUAAAAAAGCAAGCCCAAAUGGAAAGCUCACUGUGUACCUGGGGAAGAGGGACUUUGUCGACCACGUGGACAUCGUAGAGCCAGUCGAUGGUGUGGUUCUGAUCGAUCCCGAGUACUUGAAAGAAAGAAAAGUUUUUGUGUCGCUGACCUGUGCCUUCCGCUAUGGCAGAGAAGACCUGGAUGUCCUGGGAUUGACGUUUCGAAAGGACCUCUUCGUAGCCAACAUCCAGGCCUUCCCACCUGUGCCUGAAGAAAAGAAACCCUUAACCCGUCUUCAAGAGCGCCUGAUUAAAAAGCUUGGGGAACAUGCUUAUCCUUUUACUUUUGAGAUUCCACCCAAUCUUCCAUGCUCAGUUACUCUUCAGCCUGGACCAGAGGACACGGGAAAGGCAUGUGGUGUGGACUUCGAAGUUAAAGCUUUCUGUGCUGAAAAUGUUGAAGAGAAAAUUCACAAGAGGAAUUCUGUGCGUCUGGUCAUCAGGAAGGUCCAGUACGCACCGGAGAAGCCGGGCCCACAGCCCAUGGCUGAGACCACCCGGCAGUUCCUCAUGUCCGACAAGUCCCUGCACCUGGAGGCGUCUCUGGAUAAAGAGAUUUACUACCAUGGGGAACCAAUCAAUGUGAAUGUUCAUGUCACGAACAACACAAAUAAGACCGUGAAGAAAAUGAAAAUCUCAGUGCGGCAGUACGCCGAUAUUUGCCUGUUUAACACCGCGCAGUACAAGUGCCCGGUGGCCACAGAGGAGUCAGAUGAUAUAGUAGCUCCAAGUUCCACGUUUUGCAAGGUGUACACUCUCACGCCUUUCCUGGCCAGCAACCGGGAGAAACGGGGCUUAGCCUUAGACGGCAAGCUCAAGCACGAGGACACAAAUCUGGCCUCUAGUUCACUGUUAAGAGAAGGAGCCAGUAAAGAGAUCUUGGGCAUCAUUGUGUCGUACAAGGUGAAGGUGAAGCUGGUAGUGUCUCGAGGCGGACUCUUGGGAGAUCUUGCAUCAAGUGAUGUUGCAGUGGAACUUCCUUUUACGUUAAUGCACCCUAAACCAAUUGAGGAAUUGUUCUAUAGAGAUGCUCCAGACACUGAAGAACCGAUAGACACAAACUUGAUUGAGUUUGAGACGCAUGAUGAUGACAUCAUCUUCGAAGACUUUGCGAGGCAGAGACUCAUAGGGGCGCAGGACGAGAAAGAGGAGGAUGAAGGCACGGAUUUGCCCCGGCUGACCGACAGAUAAGGUCCGGGACGCGGUUUUCCGUUUCUGCGUGUUUCUGUGGCGCAAACGCAGACCUGCUGUACACAGGCAAGAGCCUGGGAGGUCUUCACCAUGACGCACCAUCGCCCCUUCCAGUUCACAUUCUCGUCUUUUUCCAUCGCAGGACGACAAGAAAGUUUGAGCGAGUCAAACCACAUGAGGUGGAAAUAGAAUAUUUUAAGUGUGGAGGAAUUCUGCUCAGUGACUCAGGACGUUUGCUGGGGGAAGAUACAGGAUUUAAUCAGGCCUCCUUUCAUAUUCCGAUUCAAGUAGUAGCAUGCCGUCAAUAUUGCGCUGAACACAAAUGCGCCCGGUUAGGACUGAUCCAAAAACGAAAUGAAAAAGGACCGUGACAUAUACACCACAGAAGUCUUUGAAACUGUGGAACCAAAAACGUUUGGAAAUAAUGUCAAAGUUAGUCCAGUUGUCCUUGUUUUUAUAACAGCCUAUGAAUGCCACCCACUGUACAGUGUGAAAAAGCCGGUACAAAUUAGCAUACCAUCAAGUCUGAUUGCUUGGGAAAUUUUCAGCUUUGAGGUGUUCAGAUUCCAGAGGAAUAUAUUUUCUUUCUAGGAGAACAGAUUUUUCUAGUGUUUUAUAGUGAUGGGUCUGGCCAAUUUAAUUGUUUUAAAAACAUAAAGAUAAUAGGCACACACACACACCCACAUACACACAUGCAUCUUUUACACAGUAUUUACUUGUUUGUUUUUCAACUUCUCCUACAAGACACUUGCAGCCCUUUGAGUGCAGGAUGUGGGGUUUCCAUGGCAGAAAUUGGCUGCUUCAUUAUGGAGCCAUUCUGAGUCGAACGGCACCGGUUUGUGACUGAGAAGACAGGAAUGAACCCUCACUUGAAGCACAAGUCGACACAACUCACACAAGCUCACUUUUAUUUCAAAGGGGAAAAUAAGAUGCCAUGUUUUAUUUUGCAUGAGAUGUUAAUAUCUGUAUAUAAUCUAGUGUGAAUGAUACACAAUCAAUAAUUGAACAAUUGGGAGACAGCAGCUGCUUUGUCAAUUUGCAUCAUUCUUCAUAAUAAUUUAUAGCAUGAUAACCUAUAUUGUUACACAACCAAUAACUAUUUCUAUUACUACUUGAUGUACAUUUUAAUCUCCAGAUAUGCAGGCAUAUUGACUGUAGAAUCCAGUCUGUGCCAACUCUGCAGGGCCAUGCCAAACUUUCUCUUAAUUUACACGCACAGGUUUUUUUUCCCCCGUUUAAGUUGUUGAUGUAUUCACAUGGGAGGCUUGAGUGGAGAAAUAUCCAGUGGCAAAUGGCAAUGUCAGCCCGUAAGGUUUAUGAUCAUUAUGAAUAAGCAUCAAUUUCAAAGUCACUGCUAUACUGUACAUAUUAUCAUUUAAUGGUGAAGAGUGAAGACUAAUGGCCAAGUGUACAUUUUAAAGAGAUCGUUUACUUUCUGAGGUUUUUGAUACCAGUACUUUUCAUGAACGUUUUUGAUUAGCGCAGACAGUUUGUGGUGUAUUGAAGGAUAUUUGAGACAUUUCUGAAGUUUCCCAGCUUUUCUUUAGCUGAAAUAAUACGGAAUACAUUAUGUAUACUGUACAUGUGGAUAUUACCUGAUUACCUGAAAGAAGUAUUGGAUUAUAUAUAAACACCAUGAAAUUAUUGUCACCCAGUCUCUGGAAACAUCAUGUACAAACUGCAUAGGAGUUACUGUACUUGAAGUGUAUUUUCUUGGUUUUGGUCAUGAACCCCUGAAUGCUCCUAAUCAAGGCAGAUCAUCAGAAUCUUCUGUAAAUAUGAUAUCUAGAACAUCCUUUAUUGCGCACAAAACUGUCUAGGACAAUCACAAACAUUUCUAUUAACCGAAUGGAUAUUUUUUUAAAAAACCUCAAGAAAGUGAUCUGUCCAUUUUAUAAUUUAAAAUAUUUUGUGGAUAUUUAAUAAAUCUAAUGGUUUGGUGUUUUGAA
Molecule: messenger RNA, 3717 nt
Organism: Conger conger (European conger)
Lineage: Eukaryota; Metazoa; Chordata; Actinopteri; Anguilliformes; Congridae
Product: beta-arrestin-1-like
Exons: 16
Coding region: 515-1768 (417 amino acids)
Biological process (GO): signal transduction; visual perception; G protein-coupled receptor internalization
Molecular function (GO): G protein-coupled receptor binding
Source: RefSeq, a predicted model, not a curated record